AUGGAAAUACAUCUUAAUAUGUCACCCUAUAAAAAUCUAUGUUCUUUACUUUCAUCAUUAUGCAUAGACUAUAAUAUCGACUGGUAUUUAGUGGAAAAUGAUAUACCAAAAAAAUGGCGUGUUUAUGGUGAUAUGUUGUUAAUUUCAAAUCGUUAUUUUUCGAAUGAUUUAUGGAAACAAAUUCCAAAUGAAUUAUUAUGGCAAAGUGUGUGCAAAGCAUUUUCUUCAAACGUAAAACGUAUUGGAUUAGAAGGUGUAAUUAAAAAUAAUGAUUAUCGUUCACCCACAACUCGAUUAGUUUAUGGAAAUGAUCCGUGGGUGUUGCUGAUUGAAAAUGGAAUUAGAUUUACGUAUAAUAUUGAAAAAUGUAUGUUUUGCGCUGGAAAUAAUACAGAAAGAAUGCGUGUAGGCACAUUUGAUUGUUCAAACGAAGUUAUUGUUGAUUUGUAUGCUGGUAUUGGUUAUUUUACAUUAGCCUAUUUAGUUCAUGCUCGUGCUUCUCAUGUUUAUGCAUGUGAAUGGAAUUCGGAUGCCGUUGAAGCAUUGAAGCGAAAUUUAAAAUUGAAUCAUGUUGAUGACAAAUGUACAGUCCUAUAUGGAAAUAACGAAGAAACGUGUCCAUUGAGAGUGGCUGAUCGUGUGAAUCUUGGUUUGAUUCCAUCUAGUGAACAAAGUUGGCCAGUGGCAUGUCGCGCAUUGAAAUGUGAAGGUGGACAUUUACAUGUACAUGGAACGAUAUCAACGAUAAAAGUGAAGGAAAAUCAAACGUUGACAGUUAAAGAUGUAUGGAAUGAAUGGGGUGAAUAUGUGAGAAAUGAAAUUCUAAAAUUAAUGUCUAAAUUAUAUUCACAUACGAACUAUAAAUGUGAUGUUGAACAUAUUGAAUGUGUAAAACCUUACGGACCACAUUUAGAUCAUUUAGUAGUCGAUUUAUAUGUUCAGAAACUUUGA
Messenger RNA from Didymodactylos carnosus, 951 nucleotides. Lineage: Eukaryota; Metazoa; Rotifera; Eurotatoria; Philodinida; Philodinidae. The record is from the annotation of a GenBank genome assembly.